CAUACUGCAAGACUUCUUUAUUGUAUUGUCAUCAUUGUCGUCAUCUAAAUAAUUCUAGGAUGCUUUAUGAAUAUCCUAGGCCUACUCGUAUUACUUACGUGUAAAAAGAUACAAUCUACAUUUGAUGCUUUUACGUGGAAAAAUACAUUCCAAAUAUGAAUCUAGCUGAAGCUGAGCAGACAUCAUGAGUGUGGGUCCACUAGCCGUAGAAAUCUUCUGUGUAUUCUGCCUGGCAGUGUACCUACUGCAUAAAUAUGCAGACUGGAAGAGGCAGCAUUUUUUGGUUACCUUGGCAGCUCUGGUUGCCUGGUACUUUUCAUUUAUCAUUAUAUUUAUUUUGCCACUGGAUAUUUCCUCAACAUUUUAUAAGCAGUGUUUGAAAGACAAUGCACCUACAGUAGCACCUUCAUUCACCACCUCAUCCACCGUGAUACCAGUGAUAAACUUCACACAGAAUGCGUCUGAGGAGUUUGAUACAGUAAGUCCUUCCACGGCACACACGGCGACAGUGGUGGUGAGGAAUGUGAAAGUUGAAGAGCCGUGCUUGGAGCCAUGGAGCCAUGUUCCUGACCACAUGCUACCAGACCUAUGGCAUGUAGUUUACUGGACUUCAAUGGUGCUGACAUGGCUUAUAAUUCCAAUGAUGAUGUCCUACUCGGCGGCUGGAGAUUUCACGGUGCCAGGCAAGCUAAAGACAGCGUUAAUAGAGAAUGCCAUCUGGUAUGGCAGCUAUCUGUUUGUGUUUGGAGUGCUGCUAAUAUAUGUAGCUGUGAAGCCUGAACUGACACUUGACAAGACGGGAUUGAAAGUGAUUCUGGUAACUGCUAGCAACACAUGGGGCCUGUUCCUCGUUGUGCUCAUGCUUGGCUUUGGAUUGGUCGAGGUGCCACGCACGCUGUGGUACAACUCCAAGCGUGGAUUCAUGCUCAGUCGAACCCAGUUCAAGCUAGCUAAGCUCAGUGUGGAGAAAUCGGAGGCAGAGGAAGCAUUGGAGGAUGUACUAGAGGAUGUAAAGAGGGCGGCUGAGUCUAUACGCGAUCAUCACCCACUGCGACCAUACAUCGACACUAUCCUCACAAAGUGUCCUGAGUGGUGGGAUGGAAUAGGCAUCAUUGGAAGUGCCACCAAGGUGUGCCCGGAGAACAUGCGCAGGAGUGUGCAGAAGGUGGAGAAUGCGCCUAACGACGGCACGAUCCGGCCGAUCGAGACGCCGACGGAGAAAUCGCUGGCCAGGCUGAACAAGAAGGUGAUCACGGCUGUGAGGAACCACCACAGGACCCAGGUGCAGUGGAGCAUUCUAGUUGAUCAGGCGAUUGGUUUGGAAGAUAUGGAGAAGAAUGAGGGGAACAGCGAGCAUAUGUUUAAGCACACCUUCAUGCCGGAACGCAAUGCAUUCAUGAGGGCUGUGUACACACCAAGCAUUGAGUGGUACUGGAAGUGUCUGGUGAAGCCAUGGGUCCUCAGAGUGCUGGCGGUCGCCCUGGCUCUCUUCUCUGCGGUUGUUGUCUGGUCGGAGGUGACCUUCUUCAACAAAGAUCCCGUGCUGUCUCUGUUUGCACAGUUCAUCCAUCUUGCGGCAAGGCAUUACAAUUACUUUCAGAUUGAGGUUAUAUCGUGUCUGACCAUUGCAUUCCUGAGCACGUGCACGUACUAUACCGUGUUUAAGGUGCGCGUGUUGAACUACUAUUACCUGGCACCCUUCCAUCAAACUGACGAGUACAGCUUGCUGUUCAGUGGCAUAUUAUGGGUCACAUGGAUGUUAUAUCUAUUGUAUCGGAUGGCUUCAAUAUCUACUUCCCCAUGGCGAUCGUGCUGCUCUGUGCUGCCACCUACUUUCACCUCGGUAGUCGCUGCCUACAUUUUCUCGGAUUCGAUCAGUUCAUUGGCGAUGAUGACAUCACACAGGAAAUAGUAGAUGAAGGAAGGGAGCUGGUAAAGCGAGAGAAGAGGAAAAGGCAACGAGCAGAAGAUAGCGCCAGCAGACGCCGAGAGUGGCAGGAUAGGUUCGGACAAACGCGCUCCGAUUCACAGCGUAGUGGCAACAGGCUCGCAGACAGUGCAAUACCACCCGGGACCGUCGCUGUGGGGAUCACUCCCAGCUCCAGCUCCGAGAACGACCACACGCAGCUGCUGAAGGACGUCGCUCCCAUCGACUACACGGGCCAGAACGCCGAAAUCUACGACGACUUCAACCGCCCGCGACCCUCCGCCUCGACCUCCUCCGUCAACGCGGACCCGCUGUCGGCCUCCUACCAGACGCACCGAGGCCAGACUACUCCCACGUCCAGCGGGCGCCCCGUCCGGGGGAUAUUCGACGACAUAUAGCUGCGAUGAUGGUGUUGGCGUGUCCGCGUGGCAUGUUCGAAAAGCAACUCGCAGUUAAUCGCAGCUGCGGUAGAGGGAUCUAAAAGACAGUGCUUAGCGACGAAGUGACGCAGAUUUUGCGUGCAUGCGUGAAAAGUGUGUAAGCUGAUCUUUUUGCUUUCAUAGACGGAUAGAUCAGUUACGCGUCGCCUAAAGUUUUGAAGGAAGCACAAAAUUUGCUAAAGAUAAUGAAAUUUUAUUGUUUUUUGUUUGUGGGAAGGCUUGAAUGCUAAGGAUUGACAUCCAAAAGCUACUAUAAAAUAUAGUAAUAUAUCUCCAUAUGUGUUGCCGCACACGCCCAGACGUGCGCAUAUGUAUUUAUGUAAUAUUUAUGAAUAAUAUGUAUAUAUUUGUUAAUUGAAUGAAUUGUGAAGAACAUAUGGUGUGGAUGCGCAUGAGAAUUAUAACUGGGAAAUCAUUGAUGUCAGGGGAGGAAGUUGUUGGGAGAUACGUGAUAUUUAUUAGUCUUGUAAAGUAGACAGCCGAGUAAUGUCUAUAGUGACUUAUAUUUGUGAGUUAUCUUAUAUGUGGCGUGUCAUUCAUAGAUCAUAGGUUGCGAGCAGCAUGCCUUGGAAGGCAGUGCAUGACACUGUCUGUAGCUGGGCUAAAAACAUGGAAGCUAAACUAGGUGGGUAUAGUAAUGAAAUGUAACACAGAAUGGAUGACCUUGAGCAAAACCUUGUAAAUUAGUAUACCAGCCACAUUCAAGUGUGUUGUAGACUUUUGGUUAGAGAUUGCAGAGAACCAUAGUUUGAUUACCAUUAUUUCGUUUAAAUUAUAAUUAGCAUUGCACUUAAUUCGACGAUACAUCCGUUGUCUUUAUCAUAAUUCGAUAAAGUUUCAAACAUUUCCCAUAUUUUCUGCACAAUCAAGUAUUGAUGCCAAAUGUUAUCAUGUUAGUUAACUGCAGCAACACGUAUUUACUCGUUGCUAUGUGUAUAGUCAGUUCUGUGCAUAAAACCUUACUCAAAUUAAACAUGAACCAUAGUUGUCAGAUUCGUAUAUUGCUACAUCAUAUUAGAUAUUUAGAAGGGUGGAGAUGUUUCCAAGCACAAAAUAUAAAGUGCAACAACUUGGGGUGGACAAGUUGUGUAGAAGUUUUUUUUUGGCUGCAUUCAUUAAAGAAACUGAAUCUGGUAUUUACAGGUGCUGCCAUUAUGUCUAAUUUUAAGCUGAUCACACGUGCUGAAGCUUUUGUUCCGUGUGUGUAUGCCUUGUUAAUGAUAGGGUUAAAACGACCUGCGCAUGCCCUUCAAUUAUUGCUGGGUGUGGUUAUGGGUGCAACAGAGUGCCUGCGGGCACCAGAUCUUGUUGCUGUAAUCUAUCAACAACGUGUUUCUGUAUAUUAGCCUAGAAACGUUAGGUGGUAUUGUUACUUGUUAGCUGGACAUGUUAUCUAGGUUGUAGUAGUUCUCAUUGUGUCUUUCAGUAAUUGCUUUCCUGGUAUACUUAUUUGUAUGCUUGUCUGUUAGUGUACCAGCUGUCAGGCAGUUGGCAGUCUAUAUAUGCUUUGCUUCUAUAGUAACAUCAAGAGCAUAUUAAGUAUGUACAUACGUAUUAAGUAUGUAUGUAGUAUAAGUACAUACCUAAUAUGCUCUUGGUAACAUAUAGCAACACAAGUAAAACAUGUGAAAGUUAUCGCAA
This is a messenger RNA of Priapulus caudatus, 4008 nucleotides long. RefSeq names its product LMBR1 domain-containing protein 2-like. Gene Ontology annotation, cellular component: membrane. NCBI's taxonomy places the organism in Eukaryota, Metazoa, Priapulida, Priapulimorpha, Priapulimorphida, Priapulidae. The record is from RefSeq and is a predicted model, not a curated record.